AUGGCUCACGAGCCUUGUAGUAGAUCAGAAAUAGGUAUUUACAUUUCUUUCUUUGUUUCUUUCUUUUCUUCUUUCUUUCCUUCCUUUUUAUUUUCUUCUUUUCUUCUUCCUUUCUUUUUUCUUUCUUUCUUUUUUCUUUCAUUCUUUCUUUCAUUCUUUCUUUCUUUCUUUUUUUUUUUUUUUCAUGCGUUUUCUCGAGCAGGGUACUCUUUUCUUUCCUUUUUUUCUAAAAAUGGUAAAUUAUCAAUUUUUUCCUUUCUUUUCUUCUUUCUUUCCUUCCUUUUUAUUUUCUUCUUUCUUUCUUUCUUUCUUUCUUUCUUUCAUUCCUUCUUUCAUUUCUUCUUUCUGUCCUUCCUUUUUUUCUUUUCUUCUUUCUUUCUUUCUUUCUUUCAUGCGUUCUCUCGAGCAUGGUCCUCUUACCUUUCCUUUAUUGCUCGAAAGAUAAAUUAUCAAUUUUUUCUUUCUUUCUUUCUUUCUUUCUUUCUUUCUUUCUUUCUUUUUCUUUUUUCUUUCUUUUCUUUUUCUUUUUUUUUUCUUUCUUUUUUUCUUUCUUUCAUGCAUUUUCUCAAGCAGUGUCCUCUUUCCUUUCCUUUUUUUCUUAAGAAGUUAAAUUAUCAAUUUUUUUCUUUCCUUUCUUCCUUUUUAUUUUCUUCUUUCAUUCUUUCUUUCUUUCUUUCUAUCUUUCUUUCUUUCUUUCUUUCUUUCUUUCAUGCGUUCUCUCGUGUAUGGCCCCAUUUCCUUUCCUUUUUUCUUAAGAUUGUAAAUUACCAACAUUUUCUUUCUUUUCUUCCUUCUUUUCUUUCUUCUUUCUUUCCUUCUUUCUUUUCUUCUUCUUUCUUUUUCUUUCUUUCUUUCUUUUUUUCUUUCUUUCUUUCAGGCCUUCUCUCGAGCAUGGUCCUCUUUCCAUUUCUUUUUUUUUUUUGA
Acanthosepion pharaonis is the source of this 924-nucleotide messenger RNA. NCBI's taxonomy places the organism in Eukaryota, Metazoa, Mollusca, Cephalopoda, Sepiida, Sepiidae. The record is from the annotation of a GenBank genome assembly.